Molecule: messenger RNA, 4341 nt
Organism: Ruditapes philippinarum (Manila clam)
Lineage: Eukaryota; Metazoa; Mollusca; Bivalvia; Venerida; Veneridae
Product: xanthine dehydrogenase-like
Molecular function (GO): 2 iron, 2 sulfur cluster binding; FAD binding; iron ion binding
Source: RefSeq, a predicted model, not a curated record
GUUGAUGCAGCAGUACCCGAACGCUACAAAACAAGAUAUAGAGGACAAUUUUGAGGGCAAUCUUUGCAGAUGUACAGGUUAUCGCCCCAUUCUUGAUGCCAUGAAGUCUUUAGUUCCGGCCACAACCACGGAUAUAGAGGAUUUAUCAAGAAAACUUUGUCAGACCACGGGUAAACCUUGUGGGUCCCGAACUGGAAGCUGCGGUGGUGGAUGCCAGAACCAUAGCGACUCUCGAUCUAUCAAAAUGGUGUUCGGUGAUACUAGGUGGCAGAAAGCAGCAAAUCUAGCGGAUCUAUAUCAGAUGUUAAGUGCGGCUAGCGGGCAGAAAGUUCGACUCCUGGGUGCUAACACAGGCACAGGUUAUUUUGAGAAUGAGGCUAUCAAGAACUUUGACGUUGUUAUUGAUAUAUCAGGAGUACCAGAGUUAUAUGUGAAUACCCAUGACUCACAGACCAAGACGUUCACCCUAGGCUCAUGUUUGAGUCUCACUAAUUUGAUGGACCUUUUCAAAAGUGAGGCAGCCAAGGUCGGGGCAACCCAGAACUUUGAUGAACUGAAGAAGUAUCUGUAUAGAGUCGCUUCAUCUCCUAUAAGGAACAGAGGAACAUGGUCGGGUAACUUGAUGUUAAAGAAUAAAUAUCACAGCUUCCCGUCGGACGUGUUCAAUAUUAUGACAGUUCUAGGAGCUUCACUCACCAUAGGUCCAACACCACAAAGUGUUGUAACAUGCGAGGCAUUCUACAAUACGGAUAUGACAGGUAAAUGUUUGACAAAAGCAACAUUUACAGAGUUUGGCCCCAAUGAUGUCGUCGCUUGUUUCAAGGUCAUGCCAAGGUCACAGAAUUGUUUGGCUCACGUGAACGGAGCGUUCCGAUGUGCAGUUGAUAAGACUCACGGUUACCUAGUAACCAGCCAACCAAUCAUAUCUAUUGGUGGUAUCAGUAAUACAUUUCACAGGGCAACAGCAACAGAACAAUAUCUGUACAGAAAACAGCUGUCGUCUCCUUCCACCAUACAAGGUGCUCUGAAUGUGCUAGCAAGUGAACUAAAUCCUACAGCCGGGUCCGGUCUCACCAGUAUAUCAUAUAGGAAGACGGUCGCUUGUGCUCUACUGUAUAAGUUUGUCCUGCGUGUUCUUGGAAACACGGCCAGUUAUCAAUACAGAAGUGCCACAACGGUUCUACAUGAUAUACGGCCUCUGUCGUCUGGUGUCCAGUCAUAUGAUACAAACAAACAAGAGUGGCCAUUGAAUGAACCGCUGAAGAAACUAGAGGCUGAUAUACAGUGUACGGGCGAGGCGGAAUAUACCGAUGAUUUGCCGGCGUAUCCCGGACAACUUCACGCAGCGUUUGUGACAAGCACGCAAGCUAACGCUACAGUACAAUCAAUCGACACAGCCGAUGCAUUAAAAAUUCCAGGUGUUGUGAAAGUGUUGACAUCGUUUGAUAUUCCCCAAGAUGCCGAAAAUGACAUUCAGCCUCCUCUAUCAAUAUCAAACGAGACCGAACCCGAAGAGUUGUUCUCUAGCGGGAAAGUAAUGUAUUAUGGGCAGUCGCUGGCACUAGUAGUUGCAGAAUCGCAAGCGAUAGCCGAGGAGGGAGCAGCCGCUGUAAAAGUUACUUACAACAAUAUAAAAACACCAGUUCUUACCAUAGACGAUGCCAUAGCCGCUAACACUUACUUCAAGAAACCUCUUCCAGACAUUACCAUUGGACACCCUGACCAGGUUAUCGCCGGUGCAGCACAUCAGUUGAGCGGUUCAUUCAGCACAGAAGAGCAGUUACAUUUUCACAUGGAAACACAAGCCAGUGUAUGUAUCCCCACAGAGGAUGGCCUUGACCUUGUAUCAACCACACAAUGGCCGGAUUCUAUACAACACUGUGUUAGUAGAGUGACAGGGAUACAAAAAAGCGCUAUAAAUGUAACUGUAAGAAGACUUGGUGGAGCGUAUGGCGGGAAGAUAACCAGAAACAAUUUUGCUGCUGCGGCGUGUGGUCUGGCCGCCAAAAUCACCAACAGGCCGGUAAGAAUGAGACAGACGAUUCAGAGUAACUACAUAAUGUUAGGUCGCCGGUACCCGCACAAAAUAAAUUACCGCGUUGGUUUUGAUGACAGCGGUAAAUUGCUCGGAGUUGAUGUGAAGUUUUAUGAAGGGCUGGGAUGCCUACCUGACGAGAAAUCCGCUGCUAUGUUUCCAGGAUCCAUUGAUAAUGCUUAUUAUUGUCCCAACUGGAAGAUGAGUAUGGAAGCUAUGCGGAUGAAUACAGCUAUGCACACAUCAACAAGAGCCCCUGUGACGACACCAUGCGUAUUUAUGAUUGAGCAUAUUAUGGAAAGAAUUGCUAGGUCACUCAACAAAGAUCCUGCAACUGUUAAACAACUUAACUUCUAUAGAGAAGGACAGUAUACUCCGGUUGGUUCUGUUCUGACUCAUUGUAAUAUGAGUGCUGUUAUGUCAGAACUGAUGACGUCAGCUCAAGUGCAGACGAGACAGUCUUUGUUUACAUUCUUUAACAAGGAUAAUCGCUGGAAGAAAAAGUCUUUAGCCGUGGUUCCGGUAAAGUUUGGACUAAGCACUGUUUAUAGCAUGUAUACUGUAAACGUAGCCAUUCACAGCAAGGACGGGUCUGUGUCUGUAAGCCACGGAGCUGUGGAAAUAGGACAGGGAUUGAAUACAAAGGUGGCGCAAGUUGUUGCUUAUGAGUUAGGAAUACCUGUAACUAAGGUAACAAUUAAAGCAACCCAGUCGGUAUUUAGCGACAAUAAUACACCAACAGGAGGCAGUGUGACAAGUGGAGAAAUUUGCAAGGGGGCAAUUAAUUGCUGUCAAGUGCUCAUUAACAACAUGAAGCCCGUAAAAGACAAGAUGGUGGACCCGAAAUGGGAAGACCUUGCCGAGAAAUGUUACCAAGAAAAUGUCGUUCUUAACUCUAGAUUCAAUGUGGCCGGUGUCCAUCCAACGAAGCCUGGGGAUGAGAUUUAUCAUUAUUAUUCAUACGGUGCUGCCUGUACCGAGGUGGAGCUAGAUGUGCUGACCGGAGAGUACCAAAUCAAUAGAGUGGAUAUAGUCUAUGAUUGUGGUGAAAGUUUGAACCCAGCAGUUGAUAUAGGCCAGGUGGAAGGAGCAUUUGUGAUGGGUCUAGGUUACAGCCUUACAGAAGAGGUGGCGUACGAUCCACAGACCGGCAGGAUGAUGAAUAAUGAUACAUGGGGUUAUCAUCCACCUACGAACAAAGACAUUCCAAUAGACUUCAGAAUCAGCCUGUUGAAAAAUGCACCAAAUCCGUCCGGUGUACUCCGUUCAAAAGCAAGUGGCGAGCCUCCAUUGAACGCGAGUUGUUCUGCGUUCUUUGCUCUAAGGAAUUGUAUAGAGGAAGCCAGAAAAGACGCUGGACAAACCGGAGAAUUUGACUUCCAACCACCUGCGACGAUUGAAAAGGUCCAGCUGGCGUGCUUGGUCGAUCCAUCGCAAUUUAGUAUAUAAUCUUUAAUAUGAACAAUGGACAGUGAUAACAACAGUUUACGAAAAUAACACAGAAAUAUGGUAAUAUAGCGAAAUACGGUACAAAAGCGUGCAUUUCCAAUUUGCAGUAACCACAAAUUUGUACGUGUUAUAAGUGACAUACACAUAUGUAAAAAUACAUGUUUAUUAAAGAUUGAUUAAAUCAAGUGUUAUAAUAUCCAAUAAAUUAUUUGAAGACACUUAUUAUCGUUAUCAUGUUGUGUUUUGUAUAAUCAUUAGAACGUGACAUGUAAAAUGUUUUUAUAUUUAACUGCAUGACAAAAGUUUAUGUACAAAUGUUUAAUAAAUGUAUGUUCUGUUCUAAAAUUGAUGCGGACCAAUAAGAUAUUUUGGAAACGUUGAACAUGAGUUUUUUUUAUAUCGUUUUGUAGUUAGUGUGUAAAUCGAUAGCAUAUUAUACAUACAGACAAAAAAAUAUUCAAGAAUGUUGAAAUGUGUAUACAUGUAUUAGUGAAAUAUAAAAUUUCAUGGUUAAUUAACGAGUAUAUUAAUUUGAUAAUCUGCUAAUUGUCAGAUAUAUGUGUGACAUAAAAAGCAAUUAUUAUAAAAAUGAUCAAUAACAUUUUUUUUCAAUUUAAUUUUUUUUUAUAAUUGAUAUACUGAUUACAUUUGUAUGUACAUAUACAUAGGUCUAUGUUUAUCUACAUUGAAAGUAUUACAAACAAUUAUAAUGUAGAAAUAGCUUUAUAAAUGAUAUUGUUAAAGUUUCUUGAUUGGAGAGUUAUAUCUAUUUUACUUGGAAUUGUAAACAUUGAACCUAGUAUUUGAAAUAAGUUUACGUAUCUGAAGAAAUACAAUAAAUUGUUGAUAAUUACAUA